AUGGCUCAAUAUCUUAUGUUGGAGCAACAGAAACUCCUUGGUAAUAAUAAUGUUAAUAGUUCAACAAAUCCCACAACUAUGAGUGAUUUUCAAAAACAAUUUGUUGCUAUGCAGCAACAACUUGCUUCACAAUAUGUUGCGGCAAUAACUGCCAAUGGCCAAGGAAAUUUUAAUAAUCUUUUGGGUAUUGAUACAGGAAAAGGAUCCAAAGGACUUAGUUCAAUAUUUAAUAUUGAAUCAUUAAGUAAUAAUUCUAAUAAUAGUAUGUUAAAUCACCUUACAAGUAUUGGAAAUGAUAAAAAUAGUGAUGAUGGUAAAGGAGAAUCAAGAUCAAGAUCACCAACAACUAUUAGUGAAAGGAAUAGUAAUUCUAUUGAUAUAUCAUCAAAAAAUAAUAUUUCACCAACUUCUUCAGAAGUUAUUGGUAAUAAACUUACAUCAUCAAUGCCAUCAGGAGAAGACUUAUCACCCGGUGGUUGUGAUGAUGAUAUGAUGAUGGAUAAAAUGUCACCAGAUGAGAAUGGAAAAAGAAAACAACGAAGAUAUAGGACUACAUUCUCAGCUUAUCAAUUAGAUGAAUUGGAGAAAGUUUUUGCAAGAACACAUUAUCCUGAUGUCUUUACAAGAGAAGAAUUAGCACAACGAGUUAUAUUAACUGAAGCUCGAGUACAAGUAUGGUUUCAAAAUAGGAGAGCUAAAUUUCGUAAACAGGAAAGAAGUAGUUCAAUUCAUCCUUAUGCUUCAACAAAUGGUCCAACACCUUUAAGUAAUGGUACACGAGAUUCAGCACAAGUUUUUCAACAAAAUGCUAUGGCAGCAGCAGCAGCAGCUGUAUCAAAUCCUUAUGCAGUUCUUGCAGCAGCAGCUGCAGCUCAACAAAAUGCCUCAACAGAUCCAACAUCAGCUAUGAUGGCUGCUGCAGCAUUUACUGCACAACAACAUGCUUUAGCUGAAAGUAUGAUGAAUCCACUUUUAAGUAGUGGUAUUGGAUUACCAACAUCAACAUCAAAUACCAUGAAUGGUGGUGGUUCUAUGACAACCCCAAGAACACCAUCAACAUCUUCUAUUCAACAAGGACCAGGUACAACAACAUCUUCACCAUUAUUAGGUUUAUCACCUAAAGGUAAUAAUCCUCAAGAAGGAAAUGAUAGUAAUAUAACAAAUUCAACAUCAAAUAUUAAUAGUAAUAACAAUAAAUCAACAACAUCCGGUACAGAAUUAACUAAUAAUCUUUUUUUCAAUCCAUUAGCAGUCAUGCAACAACAACAAUUGGCAAAUUUAUUCCAAAUGCAAUAUGGUGGACUUUGGGGUACAGGAACAGGUGGUAAUCCAUUAUCAUUAUCAGGAUUAACAACAACAUCAACAACCUCAGCAACAACAACCUCCUCAACAGGAUCAGUAUCACCAAAAGCUGAGGAAAGGACAACUACCAGUUCACCAGAAGAAAUGAAUACUAAUAAUAAUGAUAAUACAGUUAAUAAAAAGGAGAUUGAUGAAAAGAAUAGUGGUACAACAUCACCAGUUGAUGAGAAGGCAAAUAAUGAAGAAUAG
Strongyloides ratti is the source of this 1551-nucleotide messenger RNA. Its product is annotated as Putative homeodomain protein. Bases 1 to 1551 code for a protein of 516 amino acids. Gene Ontology annotation, biological process: regulation of transcription by RNA polymerase II. The record is from RefSeq and is a predicted model, not a curated record. Lineage: Eukaryota; Metazoa; Nematoda; Chromadorea; Rhabditida; Strongyloididae. Gene Ontology annotation, molecular function: RNA polymerase II transcription regulatory region sequence-specific DNA binding; DNA-binding transcription factor activity, RNA polymerase II-specific. The transcript is spliced from 2 exons.